AUGGCUAUUCUAUCGACCAUAAAACGUAAUGGUUCCUAUUUAUGGGAAUAUAUCCAAGACAUAAUAGAGGAACCAAAACGACAACGUCGUUUAAUUAUGAUUAUUGUCUGUGUGGCAUUAUUACUUGAUAAUAUGUUAUAUAUGGUCAUUGUACCGAUUAUCCCAGAUUAUUUACGAAGUAUUGGCGCAUGGACCCCGAGUGGUAAUACAACAAAUACAACAAAAAAUAUGGAUGAUGAUGAUUCUGAGGAUGUUGCAGUUGGAACAUUGUUUGGUUCAAAAGCCAUUGUUCAGCUAAUUGUUAAUCCAUUUAGUGGUGCAUUUAUUGAUCGAAUUGGAUAUGAUAUACCAAUGUGUAUCGGUUUAGUGGUCAUAUUCUUCUCAACAUCAACAUUUGCUUUUGGUAAAUCAUAUGGUCUCCUCUUUCUGGCACGUUCUAUGCAAGGUGUUGGUUCGGCAUUUGCUGAUACAGCUGGCUUGGCAAUGAUUGCUGAUCGUUAUCAAGAUGAAUCGGGACGUAGUAAAGCACUUGGAAUUGCACUAGCUUUCAUCUCUUUUGGUAGUUUAGUUGCACCACCCUUUGGAGGUAUAUUGUAUGAAUUUUUUGGUAAACGCGUUCCAUUUAUUGUAUUAGCCAUGAUUGCAUUGUUAGACGGUGUACUGUUAUUUAUUGUUAUGCGUCCUACACGUCUUGCCGAAGCAUUUCAUUAUUCUAGUCACAAUUCAAUAUCAAAGCCAAAAGGUACCCCUAUUUGGCGGUUGUUAGUCGAUCCAUAUAUAGCUGUUUGUGCUGGAGCAUUGGCAAUGGCCAAUGUUAGUCUAGCUUUUUUAGAGCCAACUAUAUCAAUAUGGAUGCGUGAUCAAAUGCAAGCAACUGAAUGGCAAAUGGGUUUAAUAUGGCUGCCAGGUUUUAUUCCUCACGUUUCAGGUGUUUAUUUAACUGUGAAACUAAAUGAACGUUAUCCGCAAUAUCAAUGGUUAUUAGCUGCUGUUGGUCUCUCAUUACAAGGCAUUAUGUGUGUAUUUAUACCAUUUUGCAAAGGUUUUGGUUCAUUGAUGAUACCCAUCUGUGGCAUUUGUUUCGGUAUUGCUCUGGUUGAUACUGCUCUAUUGCCGACAUUAGCCUAUUUGGUAGAUGUACGACAUACAUCAGUGUACGGCAGUGUUUAUGCCAUUGCAGACAUAUCUUAUUCACUUGCUUAUGCCAUGGGACCAAUUGUAGCUGGCAGUAUAGUUUAUGCAACAAAUUUUUUGACAUUAAACAUUUUGAUAUUUCUCAGUAACAUUGCUUACGCACCCGUACUCUAUAUACUGAGAAAUUUUUAUCAAUAUAAACCCAUGGAAAAUACAGAGCUCGAUAAUUUCGCACAUAGUGAUAUUAAUAAUGUUGAUUCAAAACACAAUAUAACUUAUCAACAUUCCUCGUAUAACAACAAUGAUAAUACUGUCGUUAAUCCAAAUCCGUCGCCGUGGCUUGCUGGUGGUAGUAGCGGAACGUCAUCACAAUUAAAUCUAGGUCAGCAUGGAACCGUUAAGUAUAUUAGUCAAGCUGUAGGUUCGCAUAGAGAUACAGGAAAUUUAAUCGGCCGUAUAGAAGAGGACGAUUAUUAA
Didymodactylos carnosus is the source of this 1611-nucleotide messenger RNA. NCBI's taxonomy places the organism in Eukaryota, Metazoa, Rotifera, Eurotatoria, Philodinida, Philodinidae. The record is from the annotation of a GenBank genome assembly.